UUAUGGAAAUCUACUAAUGUGAAGUUAAAUCUUCUUUGCAACCUUGAGAAUAUUGAUGCUACAAAUUUUUAUGGAAUAUCAAGAAAAAUCCUUGUUCAUUUACAAAAGUAUUAUAACUAUAUUAGUUUGAAACUUUUGCCUUAUUCAAAUGAAAAGUAUUUUUUUGGAAAUAUAAGGCAAUGCUAUAGACUUGAUAAAUGUCAACGAAACAGUCUUCAUUUUUUCACUAAACUACAUAAUUCAAAGAAGCAUACUAAACUUAUAUAUAAUCAAAAGAAGAUAAGAUAUAUUAACCAUAAACUAAGAAACAAUUAUUUAUCCAUCAAUAAAAGGAAGAAUAACAAAGAAGAAAUAAAUAGUAAAAUUAAUUCAAAUUAUAUUUGGAAUUCUAAUGGAAUGCAGAAUUAUACAGUUGCAACUACUCUUUUUCCUAAAAUUGAAAUGGAAAAAACUGUUCCAUUAUAUGAUAUUGUGGACUUAUUUGCAAACUUAAAUUUAGGCCAAGUAAAAAAUAAUACUAAUCCUGUUAAUGUGAUAACAAAGUAUGAAGGUAAUCUGGAUAAUGCAGACAAUGAUAAAUCAACUUUAUCCAAUAAUAUAAAUUCUAUGUGUAAAGUUAUAAUGGAAGAAUCAAUUCAUCAUCCUUUUACUGGCAAAUCAAAUGAAAUUAUACAAUUAUCAAAUUAUAAUUACAUUAAUACAAAUUAUUCUAAUACACAAUGUAAAGUAAAUUUUAAUUCUGGAAAUAAUUUGAAGAAAGGAUGUUCAAACAUAAAGUAUUUGAUAAAUGAUAUUCCACCUAAAGAAGCUAUAGAAGUACAUUCUGAAGAUGUUUCAUGCAAAGCACGUUCUAUACAAUGGAGUACUGAAGUUGAUGUGAUUUAUUAUACUGGUGAUGCAAAUGGAGAUAAAGUAAUAUGGAGAGAAAUAGAGCCACUUCAUGAAGAAACAUAUCAACAGGCAAAUCAUAAUGAUCUUCUUCGGAUAAUCUGACAAAUUAAAAUAUAAUUUCUUCUAUGAAUGAUUAUCAGUCUUUUGAUUCUUAAUUAAGAUUUCGCCUUUGAAUACAACGUAGAAAUUCUUCAUACAUUGGGGCAACAGUUUCCAUAUUAGCAACAGUGAAAACAUGCCUUUUCUCCAAAGCAAUGUAAGCUGUUUUUAGAACUUCUUUACUUAAGAGUUUUUCU
Vespa crabro (European hornet) is the source of this 1187-nucleotide messenger RNA. RefSeq lists its product as uncharacterized. NCBI's taxonomy places the organism in Eukaryota, Metazoa, Arthropoda, Insecta, Hymenoptera, Vespidae. The transcript is spliced from 3 exons. The record is from RefSeq and is a predicted model, not a curated record. The coding region runs from base 397 to 993 and encodes 198 amino acids.